Messenger RNA from Myxocyprinus asiaticus (Chinese sucker), 6907 nucleotides. RefSeq names its product intermediate filament family orphan 2-like. NCBI's taxonomy places the organism in Eukaryota, Metazoa, Chordata, Actinopteri, Cypriniformes, Catostomidae. The record is from RefSeq and is a predicted model, not a curated record. The coding region runs from base 532 to 2559 and encodes 675 amino acids. The transcript is spliced from 9 exons.
UUUAACAGUCGCUACCGUAAGUCAUAGAAAUAUAUACGCACAUUCAAAUAUAUAAGCUUAAAUAUUUCACAGUAAAAUAUAACUAAUCUUAUUUUACUUCUGGGUUUCCUAAUUUACGAUAUAUAUUACAUUUAUUACGUUUUAAAUCGGCAAAACUGGAAAAUAACUGUCGUGAGGCGCUCGAGUCAAGGGUUUAUACUACAGAACCGUCGGUAUGACGGAGCCGCAGUUGCUCGUUUCAUGUUUAUUUCUGCUCUGGGGCUCGGCUGUUCUGUUACAUCUCAAGACGUGUUUAAUCCUUUCUAAGAAAAUAAAUCGCAUCUGUUAAGGUACCAUCAUAACAGUGGUGUGCAAAUACGCGUAACGCAUCGUUGGUGUUGAAAUAUAGACCGUCAUAGUCAUUCUGUGGCAAGCGCUUUAGCUUGAUCGGAUUCAUUCAUUCGGUCCCAUUGAAUCGGACAAGUGUUCCUUCAGUUUACCAACUUCAGAAAUAAGUAACGGCGUUUAAGGCACACAGUUAAAUCAGUGUUCAUGCCGGAUUUUGAGCAUUUCAGAUUUUCUCACUCCAGAAUGAAUCCUGUAUUGGGGGAGCAUGUGUACCCGUUCCAGCAGAACCAGGUGACGGGCUUAUCGGACUCUGCGUCCUCGGGCUAUUGGACAGAUUCGGUGUAUGGCGCACCUGACACGGGCCUUUUCUUCGGCGAACACACGGGUGGUAUCGGGCAAGAAGGCGUCACUGGGUUGGACCUGGGUGCUUUGCCUCCUUCAGGUACAUCGUAUCUGCACUUGGGUAACUAUUUGCACCGGCGGUCUCCGUCACCUCCAGUCGCCACGGCCCUGCGAAACGACCUGGGCUCCAAUAUAAGCGUCCUCAAGACUCUGAAUUUGCGCUUCCGCUGCUUUUUAGCCAAAGUGCAUGAACUGGAACGCCGGAAUAAAGUGUUGGAGAAGCAACUGCAACUAGCUUUGGAUGACAGCAACGACAGUCGGGAGUGUGAGCACAAUAAGAAGCCUUUAACUCGAGAUGUUGGAGUUCAAACCGACUUUGUUGGGUUAAUUCCUAUAAGGCCAGACCUGAUACCCGUUCAGAACGCAAAUGACACCGCAUGUCUGUCCGGAGGCUUGCUGUCACCUAUAUUAAAUAGCACCAUCCUGCCUCCCGAGUCCUAUAGCAAAACAACCCUAAGAAACCUAACUCCAACAAGUCUGACGGACUGCAAUUCCAAUCUCACCCCAAACUUCCCCAUCAGCCCGGUGUCACCUAUUGAUCCAGCACCAAAAACAAUCAGCAAUAUUAACGGCAAAUUUGUCAACACUGGGAUUGGCUGUACCACCAAUCCCCCAUCUAGAUUUCAUCCUGGGUCGCUCUGGUACUAUAAGAACACCCAGAGGUUCAGCACCGGGCGUGAGACGCGCGUCGCGGGUACAGGUGUGUCAUCACGGGUGCCUCCUCCAGACGGGGUGGGUGUCCAAAUUGACACAAUCACUCCAGAGAUCCGGGCCUUGUACAAUGUGCUUGCCAAAGUGAAGAGGGAGAGAGACGAAUACAAACGACGAUGGGAAGAAGAAUACACAAUGAGGGUGGAUCUACAGGAAAAGAUUGCAGAGCUUGAAGAGGACCUGCAGGAGAGCGAGGUGUGUCAGGAUGAGCUGUCUCUCAGGGUUAAGCAGCUUAAAGCAGAGCUGGUUCUUUUCAAAGGUCUCAUGAGUAAUAAUCACUCAGAUUUGGACAGUAAGAUCCAGGAGAAGGCCAUGAAAGUGGACAUGGACAUCUGUCGCAGGAUCGACAUCACAGCCCGCCUGUGUGAUGUAGCUCAGCAGAGAAACUGCGAGGAUAUGAUUCAAAUCUUCCAGCAAGUAGCCACACCUCCCUCAACCUUGACUCGCUGUUCUCGAAUACCAGCACCACAGACAACCAGAGGGAACGAGAGUGAUGAACCAAUAAGCAUCUCCGAGAGCGAGGAGAGCAGAAAUAAGGAGGCAGAGCUGUGUGGCUCGGCAGCCAGUCAGAUCAAUGAGGAAAUGCAGAGGAUGCUCAACCAGUUGCGUGAGAGUGAGUUUGAAGAUGACUGUGAUAGUCUUGCAUGGGAAGAGACUGAGGAAACUCUGUUACUCUGGGAGGAUUUUCCAGGAUGUACCUUCAGCAUUGAGACUCAAGGGGAGUCCCUCACACAGCAAGAGGAGUCCAUAGAGAAAGUGAUAAAGGACACGGAGUCUCUUUUCAAGUCCCGUGAGAAGGAAUAUCAAGACACCAUAGACCAAAUCGAGCUGGAGUUGGCGACAGCUAAGUCAGAUAUGAACAGGCAUUUACGUGAGUAUAUGGAAAUGUGCAGCAUGAAAAGAGGGCUGGAUGUUCAGAUGGAGACCUGCAGACAGUUAAUUACUCACAGUGGAGACAGAAAGUCCCCUCUUCUCAUUUCGGUUGCUGUGGAGGAGGGAGAGAAUGCAGAGAGGGAGAAGAAGAAAGCAACUUCUGUGGCAAAUUCUGACAGCACUGAACCGUAUUAUGACAUGCAAUCAAAGUCUGCUGUCCCGGACCAAAAAUUGAAAACGUCUUGAGAGCCUUUUUAUCCUUCUAGCCUUGCAGUAAUAGCUGUAAAAUUUAAAGAUAUGGCCGUUAUAAUUUCAUAAUUGAGAAUGUGAUACUGCUACAAGCCUCCACAUUAUGGAGAUUAUAGUUAGCCUGUGAAAGGCAAGUAAUCUUGUGUGGUUUCACUAGUGCCCUCUUUUGGAAUACAUCAUUAAUAUACAGUACUGUGCAAAAGUCUUAGACACAUAAGAUGUUUAAAAAAAAAAAAACCAUUUGUCUUAAAAUAGUUAUUUAUAUCUUCAGCUUUAGUGUGUCAUUAGGAAAUAUCAAUUUUAGGCUCCCAAACAUUAAUUUUGCAAAUAGAAUAGAAUAGAAGAACAGGGAGCCCUGCAACAGAUGGCAUGACCCCCACAGUGCCCACCACUGAACAUCGAGUUAGUCUGGGAUUUCAUGAAAAGACAGAAGCAAUUGAGACAGCCUAAACAGAUAGAAGAACUGUGUCGAAUUCACCAAGAAGCUUUGAACAUCCUGUCUGUCAACAACCAAGAAAAAGGUGUCCAGGUGUACCUAGGAGAAUUGGUGCUGUUUUGAAGGCAAAGUUGGUCACCGAAUAUUGAUUUAGCUUUUUUUAUGUUUACUGGACUUUUUAUGACGUUAAUUGAUGAAUGAAAACUAUUUAUGGCAUUAUUUUUGAAGACAUCCUUACUAUGCUACAUUUUUCAGAAGUGCCUAAAACUUUUGCACAGUACUGUACCUUAAAGGGAUAGUUCCCUUCUGAGUAGUCAUCAUUAGUAAACGACAUGAAAGUGAGUAAUGAUGAUUCAUUACGACUAAUGAGAAUGACAUGAGAGUAAGUAAUGAUGAUUUGGGUGAAAUAUUCCUUUUAAACAAAAGCUAAUUUUGCACUUUCUCUACAUAGAACAUUAUAAAAUUUGGACCAAAAACAUAACGGCUGAUGUGGCAUCAAAAUUUCAAGACCCCAUUUACACCUGGUAUUAAGAUGUGUCUGCAUGGUCAUACGAGACACAUCACUGUUUACACCUGGUCGCUUAAAUGCAUCACCUGUGACCCAUUGUGUCCGGAUUUUGAGGGGAGGGUCUCUGAUUUCAUGAUGACAUACAUCAGUCACUAUGUCAGUGUGUUACUGCAUGAUAAUAAACCACAAACAGUCAUAAAAGACAAAGAAAGCAUGAAUAAAACCGGUGCUGUUUCUCCCAGAUGCAGCUAAAUUUAAUCUAAGCACAAACGCAACAUUACAAGCAGAAUUCUCUGUUAUUUUAAUGGAGUACCUGUAUUAAAAGCACUUCAGAUGUUCAUCAUUCUCAUUUGUGUCCCUGCAUGUUGAUAUCAGUUACACUAAAGAAGAUCCGUGAAGUUCUCGUGCUUGUGUAUCUAUUCACUAUUUCAAAUUUUCCUUUCGGACGGUAAUUUUUUUUUUACUGCUGCUUGCAACUGUUAAAGAUUAAAAUCUUGUUUAAGAGCAGUGGUUGAUUGACAGGUCGGGGGUGGUGCUUCACUGCUGUCUGGGACGCAUACAGGACGGAUUAGCAUUUACACCUAAAAUUCAUUGUGGUCACGAGAGUUUUUGACUACCCUCAUAUGUUUUUUGUGAUACGAUCACAAAAUGUUUUACACACCGUUUAUGCCUGUAUUUAACGCUGACCACUCGUGGUUGGAUGACCUGAAACGCAUCUUAAUACUAAGUGAAUAUGGGGUCCAAAACAUAAUUUCAUUAAAAGUUUACUCAAUUCCAGAAUUUAAUGGGGUUCAUUUUGGGACCAGUAGGUAUAUAAUACUUUGACUAAGCACUUUAACAGGACAUUUUUGCUUUUAUUUACUUAUUUUAUUGAUCUAUGUUGAAAUUGGUGUUGCGGAUAAAGGCCAGUGCCAAGUUGCAACAAGUUGACUUAAGUUCCUCCUUUAGUUAUGAAUACCUUAGUAAUAAUUGUAAGGGUAUUUUUACCUGAUUACAAGGUUUUCUUUAGGGGUUUGUUGCAACUGGCUGCAGAUUACUUGACAUUGGUCUUGUUAAUUGAUUGUUAACUAGUGUUUCUAGUUUGAAUUUUGUUUUUUCUUCCCUUUUUCUCCCCAAUUUGGAAUGCCCAAUUCCCAAUUUGCUCUAAGUCCUCGUGGUGGCGUAGUGACUCGCCUCAAUCCAGGUGGCGUAGGACGAAUCUCAGUUGCCUCCACAUCUGAGACUGUCAAUCCGCGCAUAUUAUCACGUGGCUUGUUGAGCACGUUACCGUGGAGACAUAGCGCGUGUGGAGGCUUCACACUAUUCUCCACGGCAUCCACGCACAACUCACCCCAUGUGACUCUACCCUCCCUAGCAACCGGGCCAAUUUGGUUGCUUAGGAGACCUGGAUGGAGUCACUCAGCAUGCUCUGGAUUCGAACUCGUGACUCCAGGGGUGGUAGUCAGCGUCAGUUUGAAUUGUCUUAAUAUUUAGCAUUGCUUCAUUAUACAUUGAAAAAUGUAUUUCUUGUUCCUGCAGUGAAUCCCUUUAGCAAUUCUUUUAAAUUAGUAAAUUAAGUUGCUCAAAUGAAGUUCAGGAGAUUAACUCUGUGAGGGCCAGGGUUACAAAAACAGUUAACAAUGGUCAUUGGUAGUUUGCAUUUGGCUCAAAAGUCAGUAUAAAAAAAACACCCAAAUCAAAUUGAUUGGUUAGGUCAAACAAGUCAAUAUGCAGUGAGUCAUUAUGCACUUAUGCAUAAGUGAUGACCGAUCAUGUUAAGUGCUGCUGAGAGCAAUGCAUUCCAAACUAUUUCACUCCUCUGCACUGAUGUUCUGCUAAGCUCUCUAAAGUGACCAUUCAUUCAUUGUGUAUUGUUUUGGAAUAUACAGAGGGGAAACUGUUAGGAGAUUUGUUUUUAUUGAUUAAAAAAAAGGAAUUCUCAAUAGCAUCUUCACUAUUUUAGCCAAAGAGUUCUACACUUUUGAACAGUUUUAGGCCACUUUCACACGAAUACAUUUUUGUUUAAAAAAAUCCAUUGAUUUUGCUGCAUUUACGCCUCUCAUCCACACCUGACAUCUCUCGACCGAAAAUGGACACUUUUGAAAAUGCUCUCUAGUAUCACAUACUUUGGAAAAAGAUGACGUUAGAAAACUGAAAACAUUAAACGAAAACUGAUUAGUGUGGACGUGGAUUAACGAAAAAAGAAAUCUUUCAAAAACAAAAUGUGUUUCAAAUUAACCAUAAAUAACAGACAUUAAUCCCAGGGUAAUCCCAAAGAAAAAAUAAACACUGAUGAAAUUUAUUUCAAUAAAAGCAAAUUGAGUCAAUUUCCUGAUUUAUGAUAGGAUAGUAAUGUUUUAACAAAGGCACAAACCUAUAUUGUCUUUAGUUUUGCUUUAUCUUGUGUAAGGUGCAUAAAGUUUUAUACAGUUAAAGAGGUAGUGUGGAACAUUUUUUAGUAUUUAAAAUUUCUUUUAAUUUUCCUCUGGUAAUAAUGAUAUUGUGUGGGUCUAAGCCAUUUGGCAUGAUAAAACCAAACCAAUGACAAAUUAUCAGAAAGUGUCCCACUUUACCUGUAUAUACCCUAUUUAGUUUCUAUAUUAAGAAAAUUAUCUGUGUAUUAUUCACAAUUACUGCAAAAACAAACCAAUGAAAAUCUCAGUUAUAAACAAAUGUAUAUAUCAAGGUGCCUGACAGAAUUUAGAGGCCUAAAUUUGGAUUUAGAGUUGCAGGAAAAUCUGUUGCAUUGAUACUUGAAAACUAUUGCUAAGGUUCACGUCUGAGUUUCACAUUUACAACACUCAUCUUUAGUCAUUAAUAAUGACUAUCUGUCUGCUUAAAACUCUUUAAUAUCACUAGCAACAGUUAAUAGUUGUGAUAGUUCUUGCAGAUGUAAACCAUGGAAACAAAAGAGCUUCUUCUAUAAAAAUCAUCAUACAGUUAAUCCAUGCUAACUCAUGCAGCAAUGUUCUUUUUGUUUACGUGAAUGUUUUAUAUGAACUGCAGUGUACAAAAACUAACAAUCUGAGGUCAUGGUCUUCCUUUGUAAUAUCUGGUGUUACAAAAAUGAGCAGUUAACAGCUGGUAAAUGCAAAAGAGAAAAAAUGUGUAAUUUACAGUAGUCAUUUUACAAUGAAAUGACAAGGGAAUGAAAUUGCAUUACCCUGUUGCACUGGAACAAAUUUGUUGAUCAAAUGUUUGAUGCCACUGGUAAAGACUUCUAGACUGUGCGGAUGGAUUAAUGUUAUUGUGUAAUAGACCACUAUUUACUAAUAGUACUAAACAAAUCAUAAAUAAAACUGUUGGAGCCAUUAUCAGAUAUUUGAAAAAUUACAUUGUAAAGAUGUCAGAAACUAGAAAAUGAAAAACUUGUGUACAGAGAUGCUAAGAAGGACUAACUGAAAAUAAAUUAUUUUAUUGAA